AUGCAUCUUUUGCCCCUCCUUCCGCUUUCUGGUGGCGCUGCAGCUGUGAAGGCAUGUACCGGACCUGCACAAGUUCAGGCCAUAAUGGGAGAAGCUUCAUCCUCUCCUAGCUUGGCAAUAGCUACUGUGAUUGGACCAUUUCAUAUACCCCUGAUCAGUCAUUAUGCAACCUGUGCUUGUCUCAGUGAUAAAACRAAGUACCCAUCCUUUCUCAGAACCAUACCCAGUGACUAUUAUCAGGCUAGAGCCCUGGCCCAUUUGGUCAAACACUUUGGUUGGACUUGGAUUGGAGCUGUUCGGUCAAAUGAAGAUUAUGGCAAUAAUGGCAUGGCAAUAUUUACAGAGACUGCAGAGCAGCUGGGCAUCUGUCUGGAAUAUUCUGAGCCGUUCUUUAGAACAGACUCAUUAGACAAAAUAGAAAAGUUAAUUGAUAUUAUCAAGGCCUCCACAUCAAAAGUGAUUGUUGCGUUCCUCUCUCACAUGGACAUGGAGGUGCUUAUACAUGAAUUGUCCAACCACAACUUGACAGGGUACCAGUGGGUUGGUACCGAGGCUUGGAUUUUUGAUUCUCAGACUGCAUCAAGGGAUAAAAAUCACAUCUUGGAUGGAGCCAUUGGACUCUAUGUUCCAAAAGCCUAUGUCAGUGGUCUUAAAGAGUUUAUGUUUAAUGUAAAACCACUCGGUUCAACCAAUAAUGACUUGUUUACAGAGUUCUAUGAGGCGUUAUUCAGCUGUAAAUUUGUACAGUCCCAAUCAGACGAGAUUCAGAGACAAUGUACUGGACAGGAAAAUCUGAGUGGUGUGAAAAAUGUUUUCACUGACAUGUCACACAUGUCCAUUUUUAACAACAUGUAUAAAGGAGUGUAUGCAGUGGCCCAUGCUUUGCACGGUAUUUUCAGCUGCAAUAAAGCAUGCAACAGCAGUGUCCAGCUAGAUCCCUACAAGAUUUUACAGCACAUAAAAAAGGUUAACUUCAAAACAAAGGAAGGUGAGGAUGUUUAUUUUAAUGAGAAUGGAGAUCCUGUUGCAAAGUAUGAAAUCAUCAACUGGCAGCCAAGAGAAAAUGAAAAUAUGCACUUUGUCACUGUUGGUGUUUAUGAUGCAUCGUUACCUGCAGAAAAGCAAAUGAAUCUAUACAAUACGUCUUUAAUUUGGGCAAACAACUUGCUGCAGAAUAAGAAAAAAUAGAUGUAGUAAGUCCUCCAACUUUUAUGUGUUUGUUUUUCAGAUUCUGUCACUUGUGAAAGAUGCCCCCCUGAAUUCUGGUCCAACUUCGAUCGAGAUGCCUGUGUAUCAAAACAGGCUGAGUUUCUGUCAUAUAAAGAAAUUAUGGGAGCACUGCUUACUGUAGCUUCUUUAUUUGGAACAUGUAUGACGGCUGCUGUAGCUGUCAUUUUCUUCAGACACAGGACAACUCCUCUUGUCAGAGCAAACAACUCUGAGUUGAGCUUCCUGCUGCUUUUCUCCUUGACUCUGUGUUUUCUCUGCUCUCUGACCUUCAUUGGACAUCCCUCUGAGUGGUCCUGCAUGCUCCGUCACACAGCUUUUGGCAUUGCCUUUGUCCUCUGCAUUUCCUGUAUUUUAGGUAAAACAAUGGUGGUUUUAAUGGCAUUUAAAGCUACACUUCCAGGCAGUAAUGUAUUGAAAUGGUUUGGGCCUGCACAGCAAAGACUCUGUGUUCUGGGUUUUACUCUUAUACAAGUUAUUAUAUGUAUUCUCUGGUUAGCAAUUUCUCCUCCUUUUCCAUCUAAAAAUUUAAAAAGUUUUAAAGAUAAAAUCAUUUUGGAGUGUGCUCUGGGAUCAGCUGUAGGUUUCUGGUCUGUACUUGGGUAUAUUGGACUUCUUGCCUUUUUGUGUUUCAUUUUUGCUUUUCUGGCUCRCAAACUACCUGAUAAUUUCAAUGAAGCUAAAUUUAUCACUUUUAGUAUGUUGAUAUUCUGUGCAGUAUGGAUCACUUUUAUCCCAGCAUAUGUCAGCUCUCCUGGAAAAUUUAGUGUUGCUGUGGAAAUUUUUGCCAUUCUUGCCUCCAGUUUUGGACUGCUGAUUUGUAUCUUUAUCCCUAAAUGCUACAUUAUGUUACUAAAACCAGAAAUGAAUACAAAAAAGAAUAUGAUGGGUAAGGGGGUAAUAAAAUCUUGCUGA
This is a messenger RNA of Austrofundulus limnaeus, 2142 nucleotides long. RefSeq names its product extracellular calcium-sensing receptor-like. The record is from RefSeq and is a predicted model, not a curated record. The transcript is spliced from 5 exons. Gene Ontology annotation, cellular component: plasma membrane. Gene Ontology annotation, molecular function: G protein-coupled receptor activity. Gene Ontology annotation, biological process: G protein-coupled receptor signaling pathway. NCBI's taxonomy places the organism in Eukaryota, Metazoa, Chordata, Actinopteri, Cyprinodontiformes, Rivulidae.